Rubroshorea leprosula is the source of this 1682-nucleotide messenger RNA. The record is from the annotation of a GenBank genome assembly. Lineage: Eukaryota; Viridiplantae; Streptophyta; Magnoliopsida; Malvales; Dipterocarpaceae.
AGAUUAUAGUUGUUGGUGUCAGUUCCAUCUUGUGUGCAGAAGAAAUUAUGAAAGAGUGAGAUUUUUUAUCUUCCGUUUCAGGGGUUGUAACUUGUGAGUCUGGUGAGUUUUCUUCUGAUAUAGACCUUUUUAUAUGUAUUGCAGUAUCGCUUGUAGCUAAAGAAAUAUAAUUCAUUUUUCCAAUAAAAAGAAACAAUUGAAUUAGUAAUUCCUAAGUUACGGUAAUUUUCAUGACAAGUUGUGGACCUUAGCUUCUGUGAGAGCUUAUUAGACAAUUUUCUUGAUUAGAACUUCGGGAAUACAAUCAAUAGAAAAAUGGAAGGCCCUUAACCCCUUCUUUUUAUGACAAGGAGGAAGCCAUUGAAGCCCAACUGAACAAUUGAGUUCCUUCUCGGACUAUGCAUAGCUCAUGUUAUUCCAUAGCUGGCACCACCCUUCUUCAAUGUGUUAAAGGGGAUUUUAUAGAGUACUUUUUUUUUUCCAACUUGGUUUGAUGUUAAGAUUUUGAUUGUAAGGAGAGCCUGCAGGUCUAGCAUCAACCUUAGUAUCAAACUAUAAUUUAAGGACUAAGAAGUAAAAACGAUUUUCUGCAGUCAGUAAUUUAUCCAAUGCUGUGAUGGAGAAUUCAGUAUAUGUUUCAGUCUUCCUUGAUCAUACACUUUGGCCCGUAAUUGGUAAUGUUUCUCUGUAUAAUGUACUGAAAAGGACAUUUUAAUUUUCUCUUUCUUGUUAUGAUUUUAUUAGGUUGAAAAAGGCUUGAACUUGGCAGAAAAUACAAUAGAGGUGGAAACGGCUGACCUGAGGAGGGAAAAUUUUAUGAGUGUAGAGCAAGCCAUCCAAAUAGAACUGGCAUACAGAAGGAAGAUUGCCAUUCUGAAUAUGGAAACAAACAAUGACAGUGGACAGGAACUAAUCUCACUGCAGUUUUCUUUUCAUGGCACGUGCAUUUGUCAAGUCCAAGUGGAAAUCCUACUUCAAUUUCAAAUUCAAAUCCUAGCCUUUCCAGAGUAAAGCAACUCGCACCACCAAGCAAUCAAGAACUUCCAAGUGGCAAUGCUUCUUCAAGGCCAGGUUCUAGUUCAUUUCCUAGUAUUUCGGGGAGCAAAGCGAUCAGAACCAUCAAGUGAUCCACAAUUUCUGCAGCCUCAAUGACUGCAAUCAUUCACUAAUGAUGACAUGCUGAAGCCUCAAGCAGAUAACUUGCUUUGUGAAGUCUGUCAAGUGCCAUGUUCAGGUCUCUUUAACAAUAAGCAGCAGAUAAGUAGUAAAAUGCAAUUUUUAUGUACAAGAACAGAAGUUCAGUAGAAAAGAUGCGGGAGAUGACUGUUCAGUAGAAAAUUAGAGAGGGAGAAAGUGGUGCGGUUUGUGUAGAAUUUGGUGCAUGAAUGAUGACCUGAUGAAAGUUCAUUUAGCAGGACAAACGCACAUGAAAGAACACGACUGGUUAAAGCUUGCACAGAUUGGUGAGAUAAUAGAACAGCCAAGGUGGUGCAAAUUGUGUGGCAUUGGGUGUCCUGAUAGGCUGUAAAUCCAUAUUAAGGCUGUAAAUGAAUCGAGCUGAGUCAAGUAUCAAAGUGUUUAUGCUUGAUCUUGGCUAUUGACUUUAGUAGCUCAUUACUCAACUUUUUUUAUUUUUAUUUUUAUUUUUAUUUUAAAUUAUACAGUAAAAAAUAAUAUUUUUU